UUGGGUUUGUUGUCCCAGCCGGAUAUAACGCAAAAACUGACGGAGCGCAUAGAUGAUCUGAAGCAGAGAAUCGCUGCUUGGGGAAAGCGGAUUCGGCGAUAUACCGAGAGGUCGACACGGUUCAACCAGAAUCGUCUCUUCCAGAGUGAUCAGAAGAGGCUCUAUGAAUCAUUGGAGCGACCAAUGGUAAGUGGAACGGGCCCAGCAUCGAAUCAGGCCGACACUGUAGCAUUCUGGUGCGGCCUGUGGUCAGAGCCAGUAAACCACAGCGAGGGCCCUUGGACGGAAGUCGUGGCGAGUCAGUGUGCGAGAAUAACGCCCAUGGACCCCGUCAUUAUAACACCGGAUGACGUAGCUGAGGCGGUCCGUAGGGCCCGAACUGGAAAAGUCCGUGACUCGACGGGCUGCAUCACUACUGGCUGGAGGGGUUUGUGGUGUGGCACACUGUGCUCGCCCGACAGUUUCAAGAGGCUCUCAACCAGAAGUCGCUCCCGAGCCUCUUUACUACUGGGAUCACCCAUUUGGUUCCUAAAGACCCGGGUACCACAGACCCGAGCAAAUACCGCCCCAUCACGUGUCUACCGACCAUUUACAAGAUACUAA
Parnassius apollo (apollo) is the source of this 603-nucleotide messenger RNA. NCBI's taxonomy places the organism in Eukaryota, Metazoa, Arthropoda, Insecta, Lepidoptera, Papilionidae. The record is from the annotation of a GenBank genome assembly.